This is a messenger RNA of Linum trigynum, 4106 nucleotides long. The record is from the annotation of a GenBank genome assembly. Lineage: Eukaryota; Viridiplantae; Streptophyta; Magnoliopsida; Malpighiales; Linaceae.
CUCAUGAUCAUAGAUUCUGACUUCCCUGUCACUGAUUGGUUCUUAUAUCAAACUCUUGGGUGUAUAUUCAUUUGAAUGCUUCAAUUGGGUGUUAUCUAAACACCCUCUUCAGUCUUAACAACUAGAAUUACCUUCACAAACCCUCCUUUUCUGAAUCCACCAUAAACAGCAUUUUCUUGUCCAAGUAUUACUAGGCACAUCUGCCUCUGUUCUGUGACUGUUACUAUUGUAUUUGUCUGAGAUUCGACAGUCAAGUUUCUCGAGUCAUCACUCUAGAGUCUAGUGUAAAAUAUGGUAUCUCGGUUUCACUGAACUUGAGAUGACUUUCCACCUACCAGAACAUGAAGGUUGCGCUGGUGACCAGGCAUCUAAACCAUGACAAGAUUUUUGCUUGAGAUUGAAAUUGAUAUGACAACCAAUUUCCUACUUGGGAGUCUGAGACAAUACAAUUGCAGAGAUACAAAUGGGGUAGCAAAAAAAAAAUAGAAAAAGAGAGGUGCAAAAUGUCAGAAAAAAUGGGGAACCGAAAAUUAACAACUGAGGAAGUUCUGCAGACCAUACUAUUCUGAUCUAUUUGCAGUUUGCAGUAAUAAAUCUGGGAUAAUCAAGGAUUCACAGUAAGCAACUGUACAGUUUUGGCCUGGACCAUUAACGAAGAGAAAUCAACGAAAGCCAAGAGGGAAUCAGAUAAUUGUAGUCUGAAUUGUUUUAGUCGACAUUGAUCAUAUCUUCCGUAAACAUUAUCAUCACAUCCCCUAGGCUACCUUCCACCAUAAAACAUUUUUCAAACAAACAGAGAUAAUAAAAAAGAAGAAAAAUUGGGUAAAAAUUGGAACUUUAUGAAAUUGAAGGAGAGACUCAGAAGUACCCAUUGGUUCUAUAAUCACAGAGGACGAAUCCUCUCGUAAAAUAGGUAGUUUUUUCUACAUCACAGCCUCCUUCCAUUCCAUUCUCAUCAAAAACAGGAAAAGAAAGACGAUUAAAAGAACACAGAUUUCACCAGCAAACAGGCAACGAAUAGAAGAGAAAAGGAAGAGGGAAAUGAGGAUUUAGCAAAAGGCAAUAAAACCCAAGAAGCAGUAAGAGUUACUGACGACGAAUUGGAGAAGAAAGAGAGCGUCCACUGUUCAGGCGUUGCGGCGGAGGAACUUGCAUUCGAUGGAAAGAGGCACGCGGCCAGUCCAGCUAUUUAUAGAUCGAGGCCGUAGAUAGGGUUAGGGUUUCUUCAGGCUUAACUCGCUCUCUCCCCUCGAGUUAAAGUGGGCCGUCGAGAGGUAAGCGGUAAGCCGCUCUAGGGGAUUUUUCUUUCUUUCUAGAAGUAAAUGGGUUUUGAACUUUUAAUUCUUUUUACAAAAUAGAGGUAUUUUGCAAGGUUGUCGAACCGGAUUAGUCUAUCAAGCCAGUUGAAAAAGUGGUUUGAGGUUGUGAACGAGGACCGGCUUAGUUUGUUGUAGGGCUGGGAAUGUAGACCAAACCGUAUGACAAACCGCGGUUUAGACCGUACCGUACGAUUUGGUCCGGACCGUUAGACCAUGAAUACAAUUUGGUCUGGUCCAUGGUUUGCUUCUUUCACUUGUGGUCUGGAACGGUUUGGUCUGGUCUAGACCGUGGUUAACCGUCCAGACCGUGACAAAAAUUAACUAUGGGCUGAGCCCAACUAGGCAGCCCCAGCCUUACACAUUUCAAUGGCCAAAGCCCAAUUUCAUUGCCCACAGCCCACCACAGCCCUAGCUGCGUGCCUGCGUGCUUCCCCACCCUCCCGCUGUCCAGCAAUUCGGCUGCUGCGUGCGCCGUGCUUCCCCAGCUCGAGCCUCGAAGUGAGAAGGGAGAAGGAGAAGGAAAACGGAAAGGUGAACCCCAAUCGUCGACUUUGCAGGCUAGCACGGAGCUUCGUCUCACCGACUUUGCAGCCCCAACCCCAAUCGUCGCCUCGCGCCCUCGCCUCCCCGUCUCCGAUUAUCCAUCAUCCGCCCCACCGCCGACUUUGGAGCUUCGUCGUUGACUAUCCAGCUCCAUUGCACGGUUGCUAUUUGUCUCCAUCGCCUUCCACCAUAGCCAUCGACCUCCACCAUCCUUCUCUUCUCAGGCUGCUCCAUCACCAUCGACCUUCACUGACUGGCGACUGCCAUCAACCUCCGCCGACCGCCAUUGACCUCCGCCGACCACCAUCGAACCUAUCUAUCUCUAUAGCCAUCGACGUUUGCAAUUCUUCCAUUGACUCCACCAUUGUUUGCUGCCGCUGCAACAGAGAACCAAAAUUAUGGAAAUAAUGAUUGACUGUUCUUCCAUUCCCCUAUGUUUGUUCUUCAUUCCCCAAUUCAAACUGUUACUAAAUGGCUAGAAUGCUUAAUAGUUAAUAUGUCUCUGCCUAUUAUUCAGGCUAGCAAAAGAGCUCGUUACAAAGUUAGCUCUGGAUAAUACAGGUUUUGUUGAACAUGGUCUACUCGGUCCAGACCGUACCGGACCGCACCGCACAGGCGUGGUCUGGACCGUAUAGGUUAUGGUAUGGUCUAUGGUCUCUGUUCUACCCUCACGGUCUGGACCGCAGACCGUGUAUAUGGUCUGGUCUGGACCAGACCGCACCGUUUCCCAGCCCUAGUUUGUGGAGCGGCGCACUUCUCUUUGUAUGGUUGUUUGUUCGAUCCCUAGCGAUCGAGUUUCUCAAUUCUCCUUGUAGCACCAUCUUGUAACAGGUUUAAAUUAAAAAAAAAAUACAAGUUGUUUGACGUUUAAUGGUCAAAUCGAGUUCAGCCAGUUCAAAUCGAUUUUAUAAUAUUAUGUGAGAAAAUCUUCAAUACCAAAUAGAUUAGGCAUAUAUUUGAUAUAUUUUAAACUAAUAUCACUAAUCUACAUUCAUAAAUUACCAAAUCUUUUUUUGAAAAAAAAAAAUCAAUCCACAUCUUCAAAUCGAGUUUCGACUAGUCAGACCACCGAGUUUUAAUAGGUUUAGCCCGUUUUGACAUUUGUCCAGACUCGUCCAAUCAGAGUGUAUUCCAACCGUUUAGAUGACUGGUUUUGACUUUUGACAUUUGUGAAGCUAUUUGUAUCAUCUCACUUUUAAAUUAUUUUUCACCCCUAAUAUAAACAAUAAACAUGCAAUUAUAUGCAUCAUCAAUGAUAAAAUCAAAAUUUUCAACACAUAAGUCAUAAAACAUUUCAAAUAUUUAAGUCUACAAACAACUACAAAUAUAAAAAUCCACCAUUUUUGAGCUUGCAAUUACAGUAUUUCGAUUUUUCGAUCGAAAAUUCGAAAUUUGGUUCGGUUGAAAGAACCCUGAUUUCCGAACUAUUCAUAUUUUCCUUCCGAAUUCUGAACCGAAUAGAGGGUUCUUUCCGAACUAUUCAUAUUUUCCUUCCGAAUUCCGAACCGAAUAGCAUUAAUUCGGUUUCGAUUUAGUUCGAUUCUGGUUUACCGAACCAGUUGUCCACCCCUAUCCACAGUCUAAUUUAAUCAUGUCAUGCAUAACUGCAGUAUCGUUCUCCAUCCUAGUAAAUGGCCAUCAAACAGAAACUUUUGAACCAAAGCGAGGGCUUCGACAGGGAUAUCCAAUCUCCCCGUAUUUGUUCCUAUUGUGUGUGGAAGGGCUUUCAGCUCUAACAAGGAAAGCAGUUGAGGAGGGGCAGACUCCAUGGUUUUCAGGUAUCUAGACGAGGCCCUAUUAUUUCCCACUUGCUUUUCGCUGAUGACAGCAUCUUCUUCACGAGAGCUAGCUCGAUAGAGUGUGAGCAUCUGAGGGACAUCCUAAAACUCUAUGAGAAGGGAUCAGGGCAGAAAGUCAACCUAAAAAAACCGGACUUAACUUUUAGUCCAAAUGUGGGGAAUGAUCAAUGGGCGUUGUUGGUGUGUCUUCUGGGUAUGAAGCAAGUGGAGGAACAUACUAAGUACUUAGGUCUGCCAACCAUCAUAGGAAGGGAGAAGAAAUCAGUUUUUGGGGUAUUGGUGGACAGAGUAAGGAAGAAGAUCAAAUUGUGGAAGGGGCAAAGCUUAUCUAACGCAGCAAUGGAAACCCUAAUAAAAGCGGUAGCUCAGGCCCAGGCAACAUACACAAUGUCAGUUUUUCUGGUGCAUGAGGUGGUAUUGGAGGAAAUAAAGAGUGCCAUCCUAA